Trematosphaeria pertusa is the source of this 624-nucleotide messenger RNA. RefSeq lists its product as uncharacterized. The transcript has 2 exons. NCBI's taxonomy places the organism in Eukaryota, Fungi, Ascomycota, Dothideomycetes, Pleosporales, Trematosphaeriaceae. The coding region runs from base 1 to 624 and encodes 207 amino acids. The record is from RefSeq and is a predicted model, not a curated record.
AUGAAGAUCAAUCCCGCACCGCUCCACCUCGCCCAAACCGUCAUCACGGGCCUCGUCCUCGCCAUGAGCAUCGCUAUCUUGGGUACCUCAGCGCAUACCCUCGAUGUCUUCAAAAAGCAGCAGACGUCCAACCCGUGGUGGCUUCCACUAUGGCCGCAACACUUCGAUGUGCAGGGCACGAAGGCGCUCAUUGCGUCUGCUGCGGUGACCGUGUUCCUCUCUAUCGUAUUCCUUGUCCUGUCGCUCGUUCCCAAGUUCAACCUGGCGAACAAGCACACGCUCCGCGCUCUCAUCGCUCUGGGCACUACAAUCCCCUCCGCGCUCCUCGCCCUCGUCACCGUCAUCUACGCGCACGUCAUCAACCACGAUACUCCCAACCACGACACCAUUCAGACAUGGACCUGCAAGUACAAGAACAGCAAGCCCCUGCAGCAAGACCUCGCCCUCCCGGCGAACAUGGGUAACGGGAACUUUGGAUCGCUCUGCAUGCAAAGCAAGUUUGCGCUGUAUGGGACCUUGACGGUGCUGUUGCUGCUCGGUGGGAGCAUGGCGCUCAGCGUGCUUGGGUGGCUGGCGGACAAGUGGUCUGCUAGGCAGACCAGGAAGGAGAUGGAGCAGUCUUGA